Messenger RNA from Sarcophilus harrisii (Tasmanian devil), 2746 nucleotides. RefSeq names its product protein O-linked mannose N-acetylglucosaminyltransferase 2 (beta 1,4-) (gene POMGNT2). Gene Ontology annotation, molecular function: protein O-acetylglucosaminyltransferase activity; protein binding. Gene Ontology annotation, biological process: protein O-linked glycosylation via mannose. NCBI's taxonomy places the organism in Eukaryota, Metazoa, Chordata, Mammalia, Dasyuromorphia, Dasyuridae. Gene Ontology annotation, cellular component: endoplasmic reticulum. The record is from RefSeq and is a predicted model, not a curated record. Bases 536 to 2290 code for a protein of 584 amino acids. The transcript has 2 exons.
GGGUGGGGCGACGCUCGGGACGCGGAGCGAGGUCUCGGCGGGGCAUCGCCAGGUUCCAUCCGGGGCGGAGACUCGGCUGGAGCUCGGCCGCGGCAGCUGAAGCCGGAGUUGGAACCACUGAGGGAGGAGGGGCCGCGCCGGCGGCCGCAGUAGUGGAAGCUGGAGCAGCCACGGGAGCAGCAGCAGCUGCGGGAGCAGCUGGAGCGGGAGCAGCCGCAGCAGCCGCGGGAGCAGCUGCUGGAGGCGCGGGAGCAGCUGGAGCGGGAGCCACAGCGCGAGCAGCCACAGCAGGAGCAGCGGGCUCGGCGUCUGCGGCGGCGGCGACCGUGGUCUUGGCCGUGGCCGUGGCCUUGGGCAGCCUACGUGCACGACGGGGAUCCUUCCACCUGCCCUGGCUCCACCCCGCGCAUCAGCAGGUCUCUGCUUCUUCUUGCCAUGCCUGAGGAGAUGGACGGCAGCGCCGCCCCGCUGCCCGGCUCCACCCUGUGCCCACCGUCCUACUAGAGCCGCGGCCGGCGGCAACGGCGGCUGCAGGAUGAACAUCGCGGCCGUCUUCAACGCCCUGCUGGUGUCCAUCCUGGCGGCGGUGCUGUGGAAGCACGUGCGGCUGCGGGAGCACGCCUCCACGCUGGAGGAAGAGCUGGCCCUCCACCGCCAGGCCCAGGAGCCGGCCCGGGAGGCCCCCGACCAGCAGGCGGCCCUGCAGACGCUCCUGGAGGAGGGCACGCGCAUGGUGUGCACGGGCCGCACGCACACCGACCGCAUCUGCCGCUUCCAGGACCUCUGCUACUCGGCUGAGGCGGAGGAGUUCAUCUUCUUCCACGGCAACAGCUCGCUGAUGCUGCCCAGCCUGGGCCCGCGCCGCUUCCAGCCCGCGCUCCUGGACCUGUCCUCGGUGGAGGACCACAACACCCAGUACUUCAACUUCGUGGAGCUGCCCGCGGCCGCGCUGCGCGCCCUGCCCCCCGCGCGCUUCCUGCCCGACGUGGCGCUGAUCGCCAACCGCUUCAACCCCGACAACCUCAUGCACAUCUUCCACGACGACCUGCUGCCCCUCUUCUACACCCUGCGGCAGUUCCCCGACCUGGGCCCCGAGGCCCGGCUGGUGUUCAUGGAGGGCUGGGGCCCGGGCCCGCACUUCGACCUCUACCAGCUGCUGAGCCGCAAGGCGCCGCUGCUGCGCGAGCAGCUCAAGGGCCUGGGCCGCCUGCUCUGCUUCCCGCGCGCCUACGUGGGGCUCUCCAAGGCCACCACCUGGUACCAGUACGGCUUCGUGCAGCCGCAGGGCCCCAAGGCCAACAUCCUGGUGUCGGGCACCGAGAUCCGCCGCUUCGCCAGCUUCGUCCUGCGCGCGCUCAACGUCAGCGUGGCCGAGGGCCGGGGCCCGGGCCCGGGCCCGGGCCAGGGCUACAUCGUGGUCUUCAGCCGCACCCUCAACCGGCUCAUCCUGAACGAGGCCGAGCUGCUGCUGGCGCUGGCCCGCGAGUUCCAGAUGAAGACGGUCACCGUGUCGCUGGAGGACUACGCCUUCGCCGACGUGGUGCGGCUGGUCAGCAACGCCUCCAUGCUGGUCAGCAUGCACGGCGCCCAGCUCAUCACCGCCCUCUUCCUGCCGCGGGGCGCCGUCGUCGUGGAGCUCUUCCCCUACGCCGUCAACCCCGACCAUUACACGCCCUACAAGACGCUGGCCGGCCUCCCGGACAUGGACCUCCACUACGUGGCCUGGCGCAACACCAAGCAGGAGAACACCGUCACCUACCCCGACCGGCCCUGGGACCAGGGGGGCAUCGCCCACCUGGACCGCGCCGAGCAAGAGCGCAUCCUGCAGAGCCGCGAGGUCCCCCGGCACCUGUGCUGCCGCAACCCCGAGUGGCUGUUCCGCAUCUACCAGGACACCAAGGUGGACAUCCCGUCCCUGCUGCAGGCCAUCCGGGGGGUGGUGAAGGCCGGGCCGGGGCCGGGCAGGCCCAAGCGGGCCCAGGGGCCCUACCCCAGCAAGGUGCGGGAGGCCAGGUGCCGGGCCUCGGUGCAGGGCGCCGCCGAGGCCCGGCUGAGCGUGUCCUGGCAGGCGCCCUGGAACCUCAAGUUCGUGAAGGCGAAGGAGGUCCAGUACGAGGUGUGGAUCCAGGAGCAGGGGGAGAACGCGUACAUGCCUUACAUCCUCACCCACCAGAACCACACCUUUGCCGAGAACAUUAAGCCCUUCACCACCUACCUGGUCUGGAUCCGGUGCAUCUUCAGCAAAAACCUGCUGGGACCUUUUGCAGACGUGCUGGUCUGCAGCACGUAGCCCCCCCCCGCCCCCCCGCCAGGCACGCUCGGCCCCGGCCCGGCCCCCUCGGGGGUCCCAGGUCACUGGAGAAGGCGGAAGAGACCAGCCCCCGCCCCCGCCCCGCCCCCCACUAGUGCCUCAGUGGUUGUUUCUUGCAUUUACCGUGUGUGUUUUCUCGACCGUGACAAUACUCAGUGGCGCCCCUCCCCCUCAUGCCCUCCCUCCUCAGUGGCAAGAGGGUCCCCGCCCCUCCCCCAGCCCAGCCCGCCCCUCCCCCUCCCCCGUGGCCAUUGAGUAUCUGUAGUCCUGGAAAAGUUAACUGUGAAUUGAGUAGGUGGGUUCAGGCCUGCAUAGGUUCCUGGGGGCAGCGGGUGGUCAUGUGGAGUACUUCAUUAGCUUCCUCAUUGUGAAAUUCCCCAAAUCCUAAUUCAAGGAUGUGUUGUUGAAACGUUCAAUAAAUGGUUGUGAGCAUCA